AAGAAAAAAAAAAGUAAAUAGUACACGUCCACUUUACCUGUGUGUGUCCUAAAUUCAUCCCUUUUGUUUCCGUCGUGUACCAAAAAAGAUAUAUGUAUGUGCAAAUCAUCAAUCAGGCUAUGGAUUCUGCUGUUCCCCUAGCUUCAUUUUCUCGUUAUCUCAGAUCAAACCGUCGCAAUUUCUUCAUUCUCCGGUCACCCACUUAAUUUUCCGACCCACUUAAUUGCCGUCAGACUUCUUUCACCUGAAAAUCAAGGUAUUGUGGGUAGGUGCAAAAUGGGGCAUUUAUCGUCAAUGUUCAAUGGACUAACGCGUUCACUUUCCAUCAAGAGAAUAAAAAGAUCGAAAAGUAAUUGUGAUGAAAGAGAUGCUGUGGAUGCUAUGGCAAAAGAUGCAAAGAAAAACGAUUUGAUAUUGAGGAAAUCUGGCAUUCUAAAUGUCGAUGGCUCCAGGAAUUUGGCUUCUGUUUUCUCAAAGAGAGGAGAGAAGGGUGUCAAUCAAGAUUGCUGCGUCGUUUGGGAGGAAUUUGGAUGCCAAGAAGAUAUGAUGUUCUGUGGGAUAUUUGAUGGACAUGGUCCGUGGGGACACUUUGUGUCAAAAAGGGUUAGAGAGUCAAUGCCUUCGACUCUUCUAUGCAAUUGGCAACAAACACUUGUUGAAGCUUCAUUGAAUUCCGAUUCCGAUUCCGAUAAAAAGCUUCAGAGUUUUAAUAUAUGGAAGCAUUCUUAUUUGAAGACAUGUGCUGCUGUUGACCGCGAGCUGCACCAUCAUCGCAAAAUUGAUGCUUUUCACAGCGGAACCACUGCCUUGACUAUUGUUAGGCAGGGUGAGUUUAUUUUCAUUGCAAAUGUUGGAGACUCACGUGCAGUACUGGGCACCACUUCUGAGAAUGGCAACUUGGUAGCAGUCCAGCUUACCAUUGACUUCAAGCCCAACCUCCCUCAGGAGGCAGAGAGGAUAAUGGAGUGCAAGGGAAGAGUAUAUUGUCUAGAAGACGAGCCAGGUGUUCAUAGAGUAUGGUUGCCUAAUGAGGAAUCUCCUGGACUUGCUAUGUCAAGAGCUUUUGGUGACUAUUGUGUUAAGGAUUACGGACUUAUUUCUGUCCCUGAAAUCACUCACCGCCAUAUUACUACUCAAGACCUAUUUGUCGUGCUCGCAACAGAUGGGGUUUGGGAUGUUGUAUCAAAUGAAGAAGCAGUAAGAAUUGUAUCGGCAACAGAAGACAGGGCAAAAUGUGCAAAGCGAUUAGUUGAGCGUGCAGCAAAUUCGUGGAAGCGGAUUAGAAAGGGUAUUGCUAUGGACGAUAUCUCAGCUAUUGUACUCUUUUUCCAUUCUUCUCCUUUUCCUCAACUUUUACCCACUCCUAACUAAUGCUUGCUUCCUAUUACACUAAAUAAUCACAUCAUUAAUUUAAUAAUUUAGGAUCCUAUCUCAGUAAUUAUUUAUUUGAGUAUUAUAUUAGCCAAAACUGGGAUUUUUCAAUUACUAAAGUUAUUUUUGCUUUCAUUUCAAA
Messenger RNA from Erythranthe guttata (spotted monkey flower), 1513 nucleotides. RefSeq names its product putative protein phosphatase 2C 34. The record is from RefSeq and is a predicted model, not a curated record. NCBI's taxonomy places the organism in Eukaryota, Viridiplantae, Streptophyta, Magnoliopsida, Lamiales, Phrymaceae. Gene Ontology annotation, molecular function: protein serine/threonine phosphatase activity. Gene Ontology annotation, biological process: protein dephosphorylation.